AGGCGGCAAGCGCGCACGGCCGGCCAGCCUGCUGCGCGGCCCGGGAACCCCGCGAGCUCCGCGCCCACCAGCCCGCACCAGCCGGGGCAAGCGCCUUUCUUGGCCUGCGGACGCCCGACUUCUCCGCCUCCCCGCCUCCUGGCCAGGCCGGAGGAGCAGCAUGAAUCUGCGACUGUGCGUGCAGGCGCUCCUGCUGCUCUGGCUCUCCCUGACCUCGGUGUGUGGAGGGCCCCUGCCACAGCCUUCUGCCGGGAAGGGGCUGGAGGAAGGCAAUAUUCACCACCUGGUGCAGCCCAGAGGGUCCAGGAAUGGACCAGGGCCCUGGCAGGGAGGUCGGAGAAAAUUCCGCCGCCAGCGGCCACGCCUCUCUCAUAAGGGCCCCAUGCCUUUCUGAAGCAGGACUGAAGGGGCCCUCAAGUACUUCCCCCCUGCACUUCUCUCUACUUCCAUAGAUUGGUCUGCUUCUCUGGAGCCCUUAUAUCCAUUCGCCUCUCAUCUUGCACACGUCCUAGCUGCUGAUGGUCCCAGCUCUUCUCACCCACCAGCCUCCCUGAAUGACGUGGCCCUUCUCUGGACUGACUUUGGAGACCCAGCACUGGAAGGCCGUCCUUUUUCUGGAUCUCGUCCUGCUCUAGUAUCCACCUCUCCCACCUAAUACCCCAACCUCCAAGCAGCCCUCCCUUCCUCAGGUUUGCCCUGGGGCCUGCAUGGAAACACUCCCUUCUUCAAUGGGCUCCAGCAGAUCCCAGGUUUUCAUGCCAGUUGGACCUUUAGCAGGCCUCCAGAGGGAAGUAAAGAGAUGAGCAAUGAGAGACUCUAGUUAGAGGCCAGGAGCUUUGGCAUGCAGACAGGGUGCCUUGGGGGCAUUGGAGUAUG
Messenger RNA from Myotis lucifugus (little brown bat), 876 nucleotides. RefSeq names its product apelin (gene APLN). Gene Ontology annotation, molecular function: hormone activity; apelin receptor binding. The transcript has 3 exons. Lineage: Eukaryota; Metazoa; Chordata; Mammalia; Chiroptera; Vespertilionidae. Bases 161 to 394 code for a protein of 77 amino acids. The record is from RefSeq and is a predicted model, not a curated record. Gene Ontology annotation, biological process: signal transduction.